UUUUUUGAGCAAUGACAUUAACAAUUGGAUAGAUCUUUUGGAAAUAUGAAAGUCUUGCUAAAUAAGAAGCUAUUCAUUUUUUUAAGUUUAGGCAUUAUCUCCAUUGCCUUUAUUGCGCAUCACCAGUCAUUGAGACAAUUGGGGAAAGAAUCGACUGUCAACGAAAAACAACAAGAUCAGAUUGAAACUAAAGAAACUACAGAAUUAUGGAAACGUGAUAAUAUCCAACAGCAACUCAAUGGAAAUGUCGUUGGAAAAUGUAAACCUGUAAAAAACCUAGUUUUCAUAAAGGUUGAAAAAUGUGGCGGAUCAACAUUGAGUAAUAUAUUUUUACGUUUUGGUGAGCGACAAAACUUAAGCUUUGUAUUGCCAGAACCUGGAAGAUCUAAUAUCACAAAGAAAAUUCUAUACGAGCAUAUUGGAAGAUGUGUGAAUAUGAUUGUGCAUCACUCAACAUACGAUGGAAAACUUAUGCAACGUAUUAUGCCACAAGACACGGUCUAUAUUGGUGUUAUACGCGAGCCACUAAAUCAUCUCAAGUCAUUCUAUAAUUAUCAUAAUUUUGGAAACAAACAAUCAAUGCCAGGUCUGGCCAGGUUUGAGGAAAAUCCAUGGAAGUUUAUGAAUCAAUUAGGGAAUCUUCAAAACAGGCAAAGUGUCCGGUACGGAUGGGCGAAUAAUGGAGCAAUGAGUAACAAAAGCGCAUGGGACUUUGUAAAGAUGAUUGACAGAAAAUUUGAUAUUGUUCUCAUAUCUGAUCAUAUGAAGGAAUCUUUGGUAUUGCUCAAGGAUGUACUUUGCUGGUCAUGGGAAGAUAUGUUAUACGUGUCUCAUAAGGUUGCAAACGAAUCUGCGGCAAUACGAUAUUUGAAGAAAGAAGGGCGUCGAGAAUCAAGCAGUUUAGAUCAUGCCCAAAACAGAAUUCUUGCAAAAGCAAACUUGCGUAGAUUCAGUAUGGUCGAUUACGCAAUGUUCGACUUUUUUAAUCAUUCUCUAUGGCAAAACAUUAAAAUGAAGGGUGGCAAAUUUCAAAAAGACUUGGCACAUUUUGACGAAAAACUUAAAAUCAUCCAAAAAACCUGUAAAUAUACGGAGGAUGAUCUGACACUUACUGAAAAAUAUUUAGACAAAAUAAUUCACCUGAGUCCUUCAUCUCCUGAAUAUAGAUGUCACCGCAUGCUACUGCCACCAAUUUAUUACAGUAAAUACAUACUUCAUCCAAAAAGGGAACAUAACACUUGUAUUAGGAAUUGAUCACAUUAACUACAACCGUUCUAAACACACCUUUUAUAUCAUUCGCUCUGGGAAAACAUUUAAUUAAAGGAUGGCAAAUAUAAAAAUAGUACCGUGGGUACUUGGCUCACAUGGUGUUGCUCAAAAGUGAAUGAUGGCUAAAAUGACAGAAAAUAAAAAACGAUAUAAUCGUUUGCUGAUUUUUGGUAACAAAAUUAUUUCAAGCCACUUGCCACUAUUUGGACUGACUGAGAGACAGAUGGACAAAUCGAUGUUAAGUAAAUGGCUGAAAAAAAACGGAUAUAAUUUUUUGCCAAUUAUUUGUCACAAAAAUAUUUCAUACAACUACUCUUUACAGUGCAAUUACAGUUUACAGUUGCAGUUUCUUUAAUGAUCAUAGAGGUGGCUAUCGUUCACACCAUUUGUGACUCGGACAAUGCUGGAGUCCUUCACGAUGAGGACAAUAUCCAUAAAGGUAUAGUAGGAUCAAAGAGGCUCAAUUGAUGAAUAAAGAUCCCGAUACCAUCAGCUUUAGAGACAAUCCCCAUACUAGGCCGGUCAAUCACGAUGAAGGAUCAAAACGUCCAGCCCCAAUUCAAAUUCCCGCCAUAGUAAAUACUAUCUAAAGGGUUAAAUAUUUUUGAGGCCACAUAUUAAGUAAUUGUAAUUCACUUGAAGUAUGUAUUUUUACUAACACGAUACGGUGACAUGACAC
This is a messenger RNA of Owenia fusiformis, 1948 nucleotides long. Lineage: Eukaryota; Metazoa; Annelida; Polychaeta; Sabellida; Oweniidae. The record is from the annotation of a GenBank genome assembly.